Messenger RNA from Cannabis sativa, 2051 nucleotides. RefSeq names its product F-box/WD-40 repeat-containing protein At5g21040. The record is from RefSeq and is a predicted model, not a curated record. The transcript is spliced from 2 exons. The coding region runs from base 246 to 1931 and encodes 561 amino acids. Gene Ontology annotation, cellular component: preribosome, large subunit precursor. Gene Ontology annotation, molecular function: protein binding. Lineage: Eukaryota; Viridiplantae; Streptophyta; Magnoliopsida; Rosales; Cannabaceae.
GGACGUUCCACAAUUGUGAAGAUCGAACUCAUACGCCAGCCGUUGGAUUAAAUUUGAUGAAGGUUUCUUUCGGUGUCGUCGUCUUCGUACUUCGCCACUCGUCGUGUUGCCUCUCUACAAAUCACCUCUCAUUUCAAAUCCAUCUCUGAAACUUCUCGUCGUUUAAGGUUCGGACUCCUCUUCUACAGUGUCAGGGGAUUGAGUUUCUAGCUGUGCAAUUAAAGUUUAGGGUCCGUUAUUCUUUUAUGGAAUUUGAAUGCCAGGAGACUAUUAGGGUUUCUGAGAAAUCGGCAUUCUUUGUAGUAAAUGCUUGUGAAGAACAACAGAUUGAUCAGAAUCAGGUUGAUUCCAAAACCAAAAUUGAUAAAGCUGCAAGUUCGAAGCUGGACAUAAAAUUUAGCUGUAAGAAAGGAAUUUUGGCUGGUUGUAGUCAGAAAUCGAGUAACGAUGUUCUUCCUAAUGGUCACAGGUCGAUGUCCGACCUUCCUGCAGCAUUGAUAUCUGAAAUUCUGGAUUGUCUUGGUCCCAAAGAUUUAGGUAUCAUCUCUUGUGUAUCGACGAAUCUUCACAGGCUCGCAUCAGAACACCAUGUCUGGAAGCAAUUCUAUUGUGAGAGGUGGGGUCUUCCAGCCAUUCCAGCAACCAUCGAUGCAGGGCUUAACAAUGAGAAGUCGUGGAGGGAUUUGUUUGUGGAAAGAGAGUUUAGGAGUAGGACUUUUAUGGGGCGAUAUAAUGUUGAUGUUUUGUAUGGUCACACUGAAGGGGUUCGCACAGUUUUCCUUUUGGCUUCGGCUAAACUCAUAUUUACUUCAGGUUAUGAUUCAAUUGUCCGAAUGUGGGACAUGGAAGAAGGGUUGUCUAUUGCAUCAUCACGAGCCCUUGGUUGUACUAUCCGGGCAAUUGCAGCAGAUACAAAGCUAUUGGUAGCUGGUGGCACUGAUGGCUUUAUCCACUGUUGGAAGGCAGUGGAGGGUAUCCAACAUUUGUUUGAUAUAAGGGCUCCUCAGAAUCAGAAUACCCAGUUCCGUCUAUGGGAGCACGAGGGACCCAUUACUUCUGUUGCUUUGGAUCUCACAAGGAUUUAUAGUGGAUCAUGGGACAUGACUGUCCGUAUUUGGGAUCGCUUUUCGCGGAAGUGCUUAAAUGUCUUGAGGCAUAGCGAUUGGGUUUGGGCACUUGUUCCUCAUGAUGCAACUGUGGCAAGCUCAUCUGGUUCAGAUGUGUAUGUUUGGAAUACUUCGAGUGGGGAUCUGAUGACAGUUGUUCGCAAUGCUCAUGUUGGUAAUGCAUACUCUCUGGCUCGAAGCCACACAGGAAAUUUCAUAUUUACAGGAGGAGAGGAUGGUGCCAUUCAUAUGUUUGAGAUAUCUGAUCAUUGCAUUGAGACUGAUGUCUUGAAAGUUGCAACAUGGAUUCCUCACUCAGGUACUGUGUAUUCGCUGGCUUUUGAGUUUCCAUGGCUUGUCUCUGCUUCCAGCGAUGGAAAGUUGUCACUGAUUGAUGUGCGCAAGCUGCUUAGGACUAACAAAGGUGCUUCAAAGAGAAGUGUAGUCAAGCAAUUGGAUAGGAAGAGUUUAGCCAAGAAACUGGAUCAAUCUAGUGUAGAGCCCCCACAGAGGAUGUUACAUGGGUUCGGGAGCAAUCUAUUCUCGGUGGAUAUUGGUGCAGAUCGAAUUGUAUGUGGAGGCGAGGAAGGUGUGGUUAGGAUUUGGAACUUUACUCAAGCCUUAGAAAUCGAACGUAGAGUGCGUGCACUAAAAGGAAUACGGUUAGAGAACAGGAUGAGGCGGCGCAAGCAUCAGUUAGAGAUCAACAAUAAAGGUAGCCACACUGACCAAUGUUCAGUUGCUGCCAAGAAGAAUUCAGUUAAUGGCGAUAGGAAUAGUAUUAGGUACAACAAACGCGGGAUGACCAAUAAGCUGAAGGCCUAACAUCUGUUGUUAAAGUCCCCGCAUAUUAAGCAACACAUGAUUUAUUAUUAAAAAGAAUCUUUGGCACUUAUGUUUAUUAUAUUAUUACUAGUUUGCACUAAUAAAUGCUUUUGCUGAUAA